AUGAGAUACUGUAGCUUAACCCAGCUUGUGAAUGGGAGAGGCGUGACCAUCCAGCCACUUAAAAGUGAUUAUGGGGUCCAGCUGGUUGAAGAGGGUGCUGAUACUUUUCAAGCAAAAGUUAAAAUUGAAGUGCAGAUUGCUUCAGAAUUAGCUGAAAAAAACAGCGGUGUUGUUAUUACAGCCUUCUAUGACCCACGAAGUCUAGAAAUUCUGUGCAAGCCCGUUCCGUUCUUUCUGCGGGGACAACCCAUUCCUAAAAGGAUGCUCCCUCAGGAGAAGUUGGUGUCCUACUACAACAAUGCAAGAAACCGGGGCUACCUGGCUGACCCUGCCAAGUUUACUGAAGCAAGACUUGAACUCGCCAUGAACUAUGGCUACGUGCUUCCCGACAUCAUGAAUGAUAAGCUUUUCAGGAUGCUCAGCACACGGAAGGACCCGAGGCAGAUUUUCUUUGGGCUUGCCCCUGGUUGGGUAGUGAAUAUGGCAGAUAAGAAAAUUCUAAAGCCUACAGAUGAGGACCUCCUCAAGUACAGCUCCUGA
This is a messenger RNA of Apodemus sylvaticus (European woodmouse), 540 nucleotides long. RefSeq names its product 39S ribosomal protein L15, mitochondrial-like. Bases 1 to 540 code for a protein of 179 amino acids. Gene Ontology annotation, cellular component: mitochondrial large ribosomal subunit. NCBI's taxonomy places the organism in Eukaryota, Metazoa, Chordata, Mammalia, Rodentia, Muridae. Gene Ontology annotation, molecular function: structural constituent of ribosome. The transcript has a single exon. Gene Ontology annotation, biological process: translation. The record is from RefSeq and is a predicted model, not a curated record.